Messenger RNA from Ricinus communis (castor bean), 2216 nucleotides. Its product is annotated as putative bifunctional dihydrofolate reductase-thymidylate synthase. Gene Ontology annotation, biological process: one-carbon metabolic process; tetrahydrofolate biosynthetic process; dTMP biosynthetic process. The record is from RefSeq and is a predicted model, not a curated record. NCBI's taxonomy places the organism in Eukaryota, Viridiplantae, Streptophyta, Magnoliopsida, Malpighiales, Euphorbiaceae. Gene Ontology annotation, molecular function: thymidylate synthase activity; dihydrofolate reductase activity. The transcript has 12 exons. Bases 327 to 2051 code for a protein of 574 amino acids. Gene Ontology annotation, cellular component: mitochondrion; cytosol.
ACCAAAACAAUUAUAAGGGUCGAAUGUGAUUAUUGAGGUAAAGAUCAGGGGCCAAAUAUGCACCUUUUCGUUUCUUUUCUUUUGUAGACUGACUUUUAAAAAUGAUGGAUUCAACUAAAAUCAAAUAUCUCCUCCUCCUCACUUUUAUUUCCCUCCAGUUCGGUUCUGGUUUUCUUCCCAUCAAACAACCGCUUUCUUUCCAAUUCCAGUCUUUUCCGUUAAACCCUAACAACUGGCUGCUUUUCUAUUGGGGAUCGGUGGAAUGGAAAGAUCCGGCUUGCUUUCAGAAGAUAUCUAGAUUUUGAUGCAGCUAUGCUCACCCGAGUAUGUGUCUUUCAAAGGUUUUAUUGAGUUCUUGUAAGAAUAGCUUCUGGAAUUCUUCUUAUCUAUCUGUAGCAGUCACCCGACUACAGAUAGUAUCUUGUGAAUCUCCAAAGUGGAGAUCUUACAGAAGAUUAUCUGUUAUGAGUGGCGACGUUUCAAUAGGCAUUCCUAGAGGCAAUGCCAAUAUGCAUCUUGAUCGAAAUAGGAGAUAUCAAGUUGUGGUUGCUGCUACUCGUGAUAUGGGGAUUGGGAAGGAUGGGAAGUUACCAUGGAGAUUGCCAUCUGAUCUUAAGUUUUUCAAGGAGCUUACAUUGACUACAUCAAGUCCUGGAAAAAGGAAUGCAGUUGUGAUGGGUAGGAAAACAUGGGAAAGUAUUCCCUUGAAGUACAGACCCCUACCUGGACGCUUGAAUAUUGUGCUGACUUGUUCUGGGGGUUGUGAUAUCACAACUGCAGAAGAUGUUUUAACAUGUGGAAGUAUUCCAUCAGCAUUGGAGUUAUUGGCAGAAGCACCUUACAGUUUUUUAAUUGAGAAGGUUUUUUUUAUCGGCGGUGGCCAGAUAUUGAGGAAAACAAUUAAUGCACCAGGAUGUGAUGCUAUCCACAUCACUGAAAUUGAGACAAGCAUUGAAUGUGACACCUUCAUUCCAGUUAUUGAUUUUUCUUUAUUUCACCCAUGGUAUUCCUCUCUACCAAUAGUGGAAAACAAUGUCCGAUAUUCUUUUGCGACAUAUGUUCGUGUUAAGAAUUCAGAAAAUGGUACUCUUUCUAAAAGCGCUUCAGCAAAUGGCAAUUUAAGUUCCAACACGUUUGAAGUAAAGAAUUUUACCUUUCUUCCAAGUAUCAUUUAUAAGAAACAUGAUGAAUAUAUGUAUCUAAGACUGGCUGAACAAAUUAUCUCAAAUGGCACCUUGAAAGAUGACAGGACAGGCACUGGUACCCUAUCAAAAUUUGGUGGUCAGAUGCAGUACAAUCUGCGCAAAUCUUUUCCGCUUCUUACAACAAAGAGAGUGUUUUGGAUGGGAGUUGUUGAAGAACUUUUGUGGUUUAUUAGUGGUUCAACCAAUGCAAAGGUUCUACAAGAGAAAGGCAUUCAUAUAUGGGACGGUAAUGCAUCCAGAGACUACCUUGACAGUAUUGGCCUGAAAGAUAUAGAAGAGAGUGACCUGGGACCCAUAUAUGGCUUCCAGUGGAGAUACUUUGGCGCUAGAUAUACAGAUAUGCAUGCUGACUACUCUGGCCAAGGAUUUGAUCAGCUGGUAGACGUUAUUGAUAAGAUCAAGAGUAAACCAGAUGACAGGUGUAUUAUCCUCAGAUCAUGGAAUCCAUCAGAUCUUAAAUUGAUGGCGUUUCCACCUUGUCACAUGUUUGCACAGUUCUAUGUGGCUAAUGGGGAGCUGUCUUGUCAAAUGUACCAGCGAUCUGCUGAUAUCGGUCUUGGAGUGCCAUUUAACAUUGCCUUUUAUGCUUUAUUGACAUGCAUAAUUGCCCAUGUUUGUGCUCUUGUUCCUGGUGAUUUUAUCCAUUUGAUUGGGGAUGCUCGUGUUUGUACAACUCAUAUUGGGCCUUUGCAGAAGCAGCUUCAGAAACUUCCUACACCUUUCCCUAUUCUGAGGAUAAAUCCUGCGAAAAAGGAUAUUGAUUCAUUUGAGGCAUCUGACUUUCAACUCAUAGGCUAUGAUCCUCAUGAGUAUAUAGAUAUGAAAAAUCUCAGUGUAGAUCUUUAAAAUGACAAGAAUGAAAUUUUGCUCAUUUUAUUUGUAAAUUCUAAAUAUAGCCGUUCUAGUCUUUCAGGCAUAAGUUGGCCAGGUUGUAUUUGCAUCAAACCAGAACUUUGCAUAUGAUAUGAUCAGGUUCUAGUUGUUAACCCAUGAGAAUUUGGGUUUGUACAA